CACACACACAGAGAUUUGACGGAGCUGCUGAUGGAGAAAACGUUUGGAGCUGUCGUCUUUAAAUUGGUCUGAUCCUCUUCUGUCCAUCUGUUAACGCCGUCUCUAUGAGCAGUGAGACAUCUUCCUCCUCUGGAUUCGUCAUCAGCAGAAUUUGUGUCUUUGGAUAAGCUUGAGCAGAGAUGGGACCUCAGACAGCAGUGGCUCCGUCUAAGGAGGUGAAGCGUGGAGGUCAGGGAGGGGCCCGUCUGAGGAGCAGCAGUGACGGCAGCAUGUACAGCAGGCGAGGAGUCGGCCUAACAAACAACAACUCAUCGUCAUCCUCACCUGUGCUCUUCAACCCCAAAUCAGUGUUGAAGAGACCAGUGAGCACCGAGGAGCUGCAGAGACCCGGAGGACCGUACAUCAAGAAAACCUUUACAAUUGUGGCCGAUGCAGUCGGUUGGGGGUUUGUGGUGCGAGGGAACAUGCCGUGUCACAUCCAGGCGGUGGAGCCCUGCGGCCCAGCUGCUGCUGCUGGGAUGAAGGUUUGCCAGUUUGUGGUUUCGGUCAACGGGAUCAACGUUCUUCAUCUGGACUACCGGACCGUUAGCCACCUGAUCCUGACCGGACCGAAGACUGUGGUGAUGGAGGUGAUGGAGGAAACUGAAAACUGAGCAGUAGAAGAACCUCUGCUGCACGGGCACAGAAAAACUUUUAAGAAACGCUAACAGGUGCGAGUCCUGUCUGAGGUUUCCUGAAAUAUAAACCCCAGAGAAGAACUCUGGAAGAGGAAACCUUUUCAGGAACUACAUGAGAAAGAUUCUGUUUCUACACGGCGGCCAUGUUUCUUUACAUUAAUAACACGGAAGAUAAAACUCAAGAUCAUCUUUUGUGUUGAAUGACGGUCACAUCCUCUGUGACAUUCGCUCCUUUGGACGAGUGGCCUCAGUAAGGACUCCAUCUGACGGCCUUUAAAGUCGGACAUGACUCUCAGAACAGGACCGAUCCUGUGCACUCAAACUAUAAUGUUAUUGUUUGUGUAGACAGAAUAACGACUUCAAAUGCACAUUUUUAAUGUUCAAGUAUCCUCAGUCUGAUUCCUCCACUCGAGGCCUGAUUGACAGAGGGAUAGCGGAGAUUUUGAACUUGCUAAACUCGUGCAAAUGAGACAAAAAAACAUGUAAUCCACAAACCACACACGGAGGGUUAAACGCUCCCCAAACUGCGCUGCGGAGCAAACAGCAUCUCUGUGUUCUGAUUGUCCAGAUGUAAAUUAGCUAUUUUCCACUUUUGGGGCAAAAUUGUCCCUUUGCAAUGCAGAUGAGCAUCAUUAAAAAUGUCUAGCUCACAAGCACUUGCAGUCCUGCAGAAUUGGAGUAAAACUUCUACGGCCUGCUGAGAGUCGGUGGUAACUGUAAUAAUGCUAACAGUCACAUGCUAACUUUCUGGUGAACGUGACAGUUCGACCUCAGUGUGACUCUGUAUGCGGAAAUAAACUCUGCAAACACACUUUGACGAGACGAUUAGUUAUAUUUAAAGGCUUCAUUUGGGUUGUCUGAGGCUCAACCUCGGCUACAGUCUGGGCCACUCAGCAGGACAGGGAGGAGGGUCGUCUUUUUUUAUCAGCUGGCUUGAUUUUUGAAGGAAGCAUACGAUGUGACAUCUGAACUUCCCAACAAACCGAUAAAGAUGUUAACCCCCCUCUCAGAGCUCGGUCAGGAUGAAAGCUUCUCUCCACAAUCAGAUGAACACAAGAGCUAUGUGUAAGAAGAUCUGAAACUUCAUGGGCGCUUUGUGCUUGAAUAUCAAUAAGACAAAAUGCUGUGAGCUGGAUCUGAGACGGAGGAGAAAACAGACGAUGGAGCUCUUAGCAGACGGGAUCCAUUCUUAGUGAAUAUGAACAUUGUUCUAGUUUGGGGUGUAAAUAUGGCCUCGGCUUAAGUGAGAGGAAAAGGAAGAUUUCUGUUCCUGUACUGCAUCCAUCCUUCUCUUCAGUAAUGCAGCUACUCUCCUCAAAUGUUUGUUUUCACUCAUCUCUUAAACAAUCUUUCAGUUUCUAAUGAAGGCACUGUGUUCUUUGUGUCAACCUUUUUAUUUUUUUUAUUUAAAACUUCUUGUUUUUCUAUUUUAAAGGAGCAGUAUGUAAC
This is a messenger RNA of Labrus bergylta (ballan wrasse), 2126 nucleotides long. Its product is annotated as DEP domain-containing mTOR-interacting protein-like. Gene Ontology annotation, biological process: negative regulation of protein kinase activity; negative regulation of TORC2 signaling; negative regulation of TORC1 signaling. NCBI's taxonomy places the organism in Eukaryota, Metazoa, Chordata, Actinopteri, Labriformes, Labridae. The record is from RefSeq and is a predicted model, not a curated record. Gene Ontology annotation, molecular function: protein binding.